Molecule: messenger RNA, 963 nt
Organism: Fusarium vanettenii 77-13-4
Lineage: Eukaryota; Fungi; Ascomycota; Sordariomycetes; Hypocreales; Nectriaceae
Exons: 2
Coding region: 1-963 (320 amino acids)
Source: RefSeq, a predicted model, not a curated record
AUGGACUCUUUUCAUUUACCUGAUCCUGAAGCGCCGCCUCAGUACGAGACGUUGAAGACCCCAGCGGUGAAGAUGCCAGCUACGUCCGCGGAUAACCAUUCACACUGCGUGAAGCCAUCAAACGAAUCAUGCUUAGAUCUCGACCAACGCUCUCAAAACAUGACCAUGAGGGAUUGGAUACGGAGGAGAAAGGGUUUCAUCGCUGCAGCAUGUUUGCGGAGCUGUUGCGAACUGUCUAGGGCUUCUCUGCUCAGCAGAACUUCGAGGUCAACGAUGAGGGCUUAUUGCAACGCGUGGCUAGAUCGACUAGGCCCAGGACGUCUUCAUAGAGGGUUCUCUGAUGCAUUCGCUGUUUCUCUGGGUCCCCGACUCCCGAUAGCCGGCAGGCCACUGGAGAUUGGGGAGCGUGCGAUCUCUGUCGGCCCUGAACACGACUGGACAAUUGAGUGGGGAUGGGUCCUUAGACUACGAGCGUAUACUCACCCUGAGAACCCUAGUUGUUCUCACUGGUCCGUCGAUAUUGGCAUUUUCUUCCGGGACUUGCCACGCCUGCUGAGCACUGGUGGCAUCUCAUGGGAUAGAGCACAUGUUGAUCAGAGUGACUUUCGCCACUGCAUCAACACAGGCCCGGAUGGGGCACGCCCAUGGGCGCAGUCUUCGACCUAUACACCCAAGGUCCCAAGCCUCAGUUGGCGAGCUGAAGCUGUCCACAGAUCGCGCCAUCUGCCUCAAGGCCGGAACAGUCUCGUCAGUCUUCUUUCUUCAGAAACAGUCUACCAGGCCGAGAUCUAUCAGCGAACGGCGGCAGGGAGAGCUACGCGUGUUAUGGCUUAUAACCGGGGAGUGGGUUACGGGAAUGAUAUCGCGGGCCAGCCUCUAGAUGUGUGGCAUGAUGGCCUCCCUGAAAGAUUUGGCCAGUUUAUCCGGCCUUUGAUGCCUUUUGAUCCGUAUGGUGCAGAAUAA